GCUUCAAAUACCCACAAAUUUCUCCCUUAGCUUUCACUCUUAAGCUUAACAUGGCUGCUGCAACUUCUAUUGCUUCAGCUCUCCUCUCCCUAACCCUGAUUCUCCUCUUAUUUUUACAAUCCCACCUAGUUUUUUCCUUUCCAUUUGAUGUUGAAGAUGACGAUGAAGUUUAUGUUCUUGACAACCCGAUUCCGAAUUUCCUAUCGAGAAGCAGGUUCUUGGCGAGGGCGAGCAAUAUGAUAAAGAAAGGAACACAUUGUGAUCCUGAGUACAAGAAUAUCUGUAAUGGUGUUUCAGCCAACAAUGGCACGAGCCUGCUCUACUGCUGCAAGACACAUUGUCGAAACGUUCUCGGCGACAUGAAUAACUGCGGGCGGUGUGGGGUGAAAUGCAAGUUCGGAGAGCGUUGCUGUAAUGGAAGUUGCAUAAGUGUUGUUUACAAUGAUAAUCAUUGUGGGAAGUGCAACAAAAAAUGCCCUUAUGGGGUUAAAUGUGAUUAUGGAAGUUGCGGGUAUGCAUGAUGAUAUGAUAUGAAUUCAUAAACAGAUGAAAUUAAUUAGAUAGAUUGGAUCAUUAAAUCUGAUAAUCAAUAACUCUACAUUCAUUUUAUGAAGAGUUGACGAUGGUUAUGUAAAGAUAAUUAAGUUCGAUCGGGCGUGCAUGCAAGCCAUGCAAUUAAUGGAGUUUGAGUUUGGAGAAAAAAUGAGAAGUGAAGGGGUUAUGGAUUGAAAAGGCACAUCUUGUGAAUUUAAUAACUCUUUUAAGUUUCAUACAAGUUUUGUU
Messenger RNA from Pistacia vera, 783 nucleotides. RefSeq names its product protein GRIM REAPER. The record is from RefSeq and is a predicted model, not a curated record. NCBI's taxonomy places the organism in Eukaryota, Viridiplantae, Streptophyta, Magnoliopsida, Sapindales, Anacardiaceae. The transcript has a single exon. Bases 51 to 521 code for a protein of 156 amino acids.